Molecule: messenger RNA, 558 nt
Organism: Tremella mesenterica DSM 1558
Lineage: Eukaryota; Fungi; Basidiomycota; Tremellomycetes; Tremellales; Tremellaceae
Exons: 2
Coding region: 1-558 (185 amino acids)
Source: RefSeq, a predicted model, not a curated record
AUGUCUAAGCGUAUUUUGUCUCCUUCCACCUCCUCCCGUCAAACUCGAGCUUCUACCUUGGCAAUCCUACCUGACAACGACCCCGAACUUCUCAUGCGUCAAACGAAAAGAAUGAGAAUUACUUCCCAAGCCGCUUCCUCUCAACCCCCAUUGGUUGAUGCGUCUCGACGGGCCCUCGAUACCAUUAAGGAGAAGUAUCAUUCCGGUCCCUCUCGUGAACCACAAUCGUCCCUUGAUGACCAGGCCCUUGAGCAAUUUAUCGACUUCGAUGGGGCUGCUGGGCUAUCUGCCACUGGUGAGAACCUAUCUCCCGCCAAGUCCGUCGAAUCCGAACACCCCACCGUCGUCGAAAAUGAAAAUUCUCCUGGUAAUAAGUCCCCUCCGCCACCUUCUAACUAUUCAGAGGAACUUGUCGAGGUUCCCAAUGAACCCGAAAACAUUUUUCACACCCCUCGUAAGGUUCCGGUCAAUAAUGAACUGGUUCAGUUGCUUCAGGAUCGAAAGGACUCCGAGAUCGGUGAGAAUUCCACCGAGUUCUGUUCGCUUCUGACUUGUUAG